AUGUCCUCAGAUGGGGUGGGGAGGGGGGACAAAGGGGGCAAGGGAGUCUCUAGGCUAAGAGUGGGGUCCUGGAACAUAGAAAAUUUGACAGGGAAGUCUAUAGAGUUAGCGAAGAUCCUCCAGAAGAGGAAGAUCAACAUAGCUUGUGUCCAGGAGACUAGAUGUGUGGGUUUGAAGGCUCGAGAUGCUGAUGGGUUUAAAUUGUGGGUCUCAGGACGCGAGAGGGAUAAGAAUGGGGUAGGUAUCUUAGUUGACAGGGAUCUUACGGAGCUAGUGAUAGAAGUUAGGAGGGUGAACGACAUGCUGAUGGCUAUUAAGCUGGUUGUGGGAGGGUCUACUUUAAAUAUGAUUAGUGCUACGCGCAUUAAGUGGGUUUGGACGAGGAAAUUAAGAGGCGCUUCUGGGAAGAAUUUGACAGGAGGGGAUUUCAAUGGUCACAUUAGGGCGACAUCUGGGGGGUAUGACGGCGUACAUAGCGGCUUUGGCUUUGGAGUUAGGAACGGAGGAGGUACUUCGUUAUUGGACUAUGCUAAAGCCUUUGAUUUGGUGAUUGCCAACUCGUGUUUUACAAAAAAGGGAGAAGCACUUGGUUACAUUCCGGAGGGGAAGUUGUUGGCUGUGGGAGCAUGGAAGAGCAAUAGGGACGCGGGCUGUAUGUGGACCACGACAGCGAAGUGUAUUAGAGUAGUUGCGAGAGAAGUGUUAGGGGUCUCGAAGGGUUUCUUUGGCGGCCACAAAGGUGACUGGUGGUGGAGUGAGGAGGUACAAGAUAAAGUGGAAGCCAAGCAAGCGGCGUACUUGACGCUUAUAGAGAGCAUGGAUGAGGAGGCGAAGAGGAUGAACAUGGAGGGGUAUAGGAGGGCUAAGAAGGAGGCGAAGUUAGCGGUUAUUGCGGCUAAGACUGCGGCAUUUGGGCAUUUGUAUGAAGAACUUAGGGUCCUGGAACAUAGGAACUUUGACAGGGAAAUCUAUAGAGUUAUCAAAGAUCCUCUAGAAGAGGAAGAUCAACAUAGCUUGUGUCCAGGAGACUAG
Messenger RNA from Nicotiana tabacum (common tobacco), 1032 nucleotides. RefSeq lists its product as uncharacterized. The record is from RefSeq and is a predicted model, not a curated record. NCBI's taxonomy places the organism in Eukaryota, Viridiplantae, Streptophyta, Magnoliopsida, Solanales, Solanaceae. Gene Ontology annotation, molecular function: catalytic activity.